Messenger RNA from Sitodiplosis mosellana (orange wheat blossom midge), 2470 nucleotides. It is a transcript of the gene Nnp-1, whose product is annotated as ribosomal RNA processing protein 1 homolog. Gene Ontology annotation, cellular component: preribosome, small subunit precursor; nucleus; preribosome, large subunit precursor. The transcript is spliced from 4 exons. NCBI's taxonomy places the organism in Eukaryota, Metazoa, Arthropoda, Insecta, Diptera, Cecidomyiidae. Gene Ontology annotation, biological process: rRNA processing. The record is from RefSeq and is a predicted model, not a curated record. The coding region runs from base 169 to 2328 and encodes 719 amino acids.
UAUAUGCUGUCACACACGCACAGUUCAGAACAUAACAACUAAACGGGCAAUAUUCGGACAGCACGUGUUGCAGUGCUCAUACGUUGCAGUUCUUGUGUUUUAGAAGUGUUUGAUGUUUUGUUGAAUAUUUUUUCUUACAUUUUGAUCGAUAGAAAAUCAAUUAACAAAAUGAAACCGAUCGAUUGUGAUGAAACGGAGAAUCUCCGUGUGAAUUUAUUAACACAAGAGAUCAAAUUCGCAAAAAUGCUGGCGGGUAACACGUUUGAUGGUGCGCUCAAGGAAAAACACAUAGAUAAACUGUCAAUUUGGUUGAAAAAUCGUGCGGCAUGCACAGAAGAAUUCACAGACAAAGAUUGCUUGCGAAUUUGGAAGGGACUGUAUUACAGCAUGUGGAUGUCAGAUAAGCCAAUACCGCAAGAAAAUUUAGCGAAUAAAAUUGCCGGAUUGUUGAACAGUUUCGAUCAGAUCGAAGCCAGUCUUCAGUUUUUUGCAGCAUUCUUGAAAACAAUGGCCAUGGAAUGGAAUAGUAUCGAUCAAUGGCGCAUCGAUAAAUUCAUGAUGCUGGUGCGUAAAGUUACACGUGAAGUGUUACGCAUUCUACAGACAAACAACUGGAAUGAUGAAGCCAUUGAAAAACUGAAUCAAACAUUGUCGAAAACCGUUUUAGGCGCUGAAUUUCAUGUGCCUAGAGGUUUGUUUAUGCAUUUUACCGAACUAUUCUUUGAAGAAGUAGCCAAAGUGUCGAAUGGCGAAAUCGAAGCCGAUAGUAUCACAAAGCUUCUGAAACCGUUCAUGUUCUACGUUGCCUCGCAAAGCGAUUACAAACUCAUUCAGUUUGUUGUUCGUCAAGUUUUCAAUCAUUUGCUGUUUCAAAGUGAAAGUGGUCGCGAGUACAAGGAGAAAUUUGACGCCUGGAAAUCGAUGAAUUUCCCAGGCAAAUCGAUUGACGAAUUGGUACUUGAAGAGCCCGAAGAAACUGAUGAAAAAGCUAAUGGCGAAGAGGAGAACGGCGACGGAGAAGAUGAAGAUGGAUCCGACAAUUCUGAAGAUGUUCAAGAUGAAACUGAAAUUAAAUCGAAGCCCGCCAUGGACCCAAGAGCGGGUCGUGUUGAUGUAGUAAUGCCUGAGAUCAAAUUUGAUCCGCUCGAAAUUGUUAGUCAACUCGAGGAUUUGAAGUACAAAAAAUUCACCAGAGUUCGCAAUCGCAAAUGUAUCGAUCGUAUUACGACCACAUACAAGAAAUUUGCGAGCGGUGUCUUCCCAAUUGGUAUACAAAAAAUUAAAAUCGAUCGCGAUGAAUUGGAAGUUCCUGAUGUUGAGGAAAAAGCGGAGGAACUGCUCGAAUUCGAAAAUGAAUUGUAUGGCAAACAGCGUGAAUUGAAGAAGAUCAAUAAGCGAAAACGGAAGAAGAUCGUUUCAGAUCAGACAUUAUUCGAUGAGUUCCAAGCAAAAUCGAGUAAAAUAGCUAAGAUUAAGCACGACGCCAAUUUGUGGACAGAGGAAGACAUCACCGAGGAGAAUGGAGCGGAAACGCCCGCAAAGAAAUCGAAGAAAGCUAAGAAAGUUGAACCCAAAGAGACGGUUUCAGCUGCCGAGACGCCAAAAAAUGCAAAAAAGCAUAAGAGCUCAGAGUGGGGAGCUCCGUUGGCGGAUGGAGAAGUGGAAUAUUUCAUUCCAUCGAAGAAACAACAAUUGAAUGGAGUGCUACGAGUAACGAAAACUGCCGAUUCUGUCGCCGAACAUGUAAUCACUCCGAAGGGUGACAAACCAAAAGUAAACGGUACUGAAGCAAAUGUAUCGGCCGAAAAUGAGACCCCAAAAAAAUCGCCGAAGGUAAAGAAAUCAAAAGCGGAAAAUAUAAUAACGUCAGUGGCAAAUGGUACAGAUACAAAUGUAUCGGCUAACAUCAAAGAAACGCCGAAAAAAUCACCAAAAGUGAAGAAACCAAAAGCCGAAAAUGUGACGCCAGUUACAAACUCAAAAACACCCAAGACACCCGAACCAAGCAAAUCGACACCGGAACUGAAUAGCUCGCCGAAAACAGCAUCAGAUAAAAAGGUAAAACCCACUUCGAAGUUAGCACAAUCAAAAACCUCGACUCCGAAUAUUUUUGUAGACAAAGCAACGCCAACGUCGUCCGCUGAGAAACGUGUCAAAAUCGCACUGAAAAUGAACCAAUCACAAGAAGUCACCGAAUACAUCCGGCAACUUAGGCAAUCGCCGCAUCCAUAUGAUUCAGCGAAGAAACCUUCGAAAGGUGUGUUAAAACCCAAUUUGGCGCCAAGCCCAAUCAAUCCAUUUUAUAAGCGAUUGAUUGGCAUAGAAUAAAUUUAACUUGCAACUUUUUUUUGUAAUUUACUAAAUAUUCAAUAAAAUUUUUAUCACAAUGAUGAAGAACAUGGAAAAAAGAAUUGAAACGUAAGUUGCUUCGACAAUUUUUUUUUCGCUUGUUUUCAAUUUUAUUUUAGUU